AUGAAAUUGUAUUUGUAUGAAGGAGAAGUUUAUAAGGUUAAGAAUAUUGAUUUUGAUUUUUUAGAAAUAAAAACAGAUAAAAUUAUACGUUUAAAUAAAGUUGAAUUGAUAAGAGUUCCUAAUUUUACUGAACCAAACAAAUUAAAUCUUCUUAUUAUAAAUUAUUAUAAAAUAUACGAUAAAAAGUUAGUUGAUGUAGAACUUAAGUAUGAUGAAUUUAGUGAGCUUGUUGUUCAAAAAACAAAAAGAGUUCUUUCAGAAGUUUUUUACGUAAAGAAGUCAUUUGAAGUAAAAUUAGUUAAAGAAAAGGAAUUUGAAAAGUUUUAUUGUUAUAAAAUAAUAAACUUUACUUCCGAACCUUAUUGGGUCGAAUCCUCAUACAAGACAAUUAAUUACAAGGAACACACUUUAAUUAACAAAAAAGAAAUUAUAAUAAGAAUUAGAACAGAAAAUAUAUUUUAUGAUUUUGAUUUGAGAGUUUUUUAA
Molecule: messenger RNA, 486 nt
Organism: Hepatospora eriocheir
Lineage: Eukaryota; Fungi; Microsporidia; Hepatosporidae
Source: the annotation of a GenBank genome assembly